AUGCGGAAUCUCGAGGACUGCGACUCAGGACUGGCCAUCCUAACUGUCUGGGUCACCUCAGCCGUUUACUCGACGCCCAAGUUCGUUUUCAGCAAAACUAUUAAAAAUAUACACACUGAGGAUGGGCAGGAGGAGGAGAUUUGUGUGCUGGAUCGCAAGAUGUUCAAUUCACAAUUGCUGGAUAUGAUCAAUUUUGGACUGCUCUACGUAAUACCGCUGCUGGUGAUGACGGUGCUCUAUAGCAAAAUUGCGGUCGCUUUGUGGCGCAGCUCACAUGGUCUCUCGCAUCAUUUAGUCACACAGCAUCAGCAGCAGCAGCAACAACAACAGCAACAGCAGCAACAACAAGACGAAAGCAUGAGCUUACAUAACAGCAUGUAUCAUCAUCAACAUUCACAACACCAUAAUCACAAUCAUCACCAUCAUCAUCAUCAUCCGCAURCGCAACAACUACAACARCAUAAUCAUCAUAUGUCCUAUAAUCAUCAUACAGCACAGACAACAACGACACUGCACAACAUCAGUCAUCAUMCGAAUCAUUUGCAACMGACACACGCGGAGCAACAGUUGCCCGGCGCUGAGCUGACGCACACCACCGUUGUGGGCGUGGUGGGCAUGGGUAGUCUGAGUGGUUGUGGCGCUGGUGGCGGUGGCGGUGGCGGUGGUGUCGUUGUCACCAAUAUGACUAGCGGCUUGUUGUCGCGCAAGCAGAGCAGCAAGUACGAGAAGCGUGGCGUCAGCAUCACCGAGAGCCAGGUUUCACUGGACUCMGAACGCCCCAUUGUAUCGGCCUGCCGCAACGGCAGCAAUAACAACGGCAAUGGCAGUAGCGGUGGCAUCAGUGGCGGCAGCAUGAAUAGCACACAUAAAACGAGCGCGCGUCGCUCACAUGUCGCACUCGUCGAAUAA
Messenger RNA from Bactrocera latifrons, 909 nucleotides. RefSeq names its product G-box-binding factor-like. Lineage: Eukaryota; Metazoa; Arthropoda; Insecta; Diptera; Tephritidae. The coding region runs from base 1 to 909 and encodes 302 amino acids. Gene Ontology annotation, molecular function: neuropeptide receptor activity. The transcript has 5 exons. Gene Ontology annotation, cellular component: membrane. The record is from RefSeq and is a predicted model, not a curated record. Gene Ontology annotation, biological process: neuropeptide signaling pathway.